Messenger RNA from Centruroides sculpturatus (bark scorpion), 941 nucleotides. Its product is annotated as slit homolog 2 protein-like. The transcript has 2 exons. Bases 310 to 552 code for a protein of 80 amino acids. The record is from RefSeq and is a predicted model, not a curated record. NCBI's taxonomy places the organism in Eukaryota, Metazoa, Arthropoda, Arachnida, Scorpiones, Buthidae.
AGAAAGUAUUUCUGCUGCAGGUAAUUUAGGUGAAGCAGAUGUUUCUCUCACAUCAUACGAUUACAACGAUCCGGACCGUGAUUGAAACACGAAUAAAAAAAAAAAAAGCGGAGAAUAAAUGAAGCUCACUCUUACCUUCUCUACCCCAGCCAUAUAGUAGAAGAGUCUGCCCAUGGCAGUGACUCUUAGAGUGCCGCACGUCAGUGCAAAGCGAGUGUAAGUUGGGUAUAGGAGCUGACGAUCAUGUAAAUUGCAGUUAUGACUUAGUGCGCUUAUGUCACGUUAGUUCGUGGCGAAAAUUUGGAGGUUAUGGCCCGGUUUGUCGUCCACGUGCUCUUAUUUGGAACGGUAAUUGUUACUGCUAGCGAAUUAUCGCCCUGUCCGUCUGAAUGUGAUUGUCAGGGGUUUAUUGUAGACUGUAACAACCGAGGAUUGAAGUUUGUGCCUCGUUAUCUACCAGAAGAUGCGAGGAGAAUAAAUUUGGAAGGAAACAACAUAACAGUUAUAAAAGAAAAUGACUUUCAGGGAUUGAAACACUUACAAAUAUUGUAAGUAGAACGUGUUUUCUUUAUCUUCUGAUGCUUUUUUUUUAAUGGUAUAACCCUCUAAACUAUUUAUUCCAAUGCACAAAAGUGGGUUGAGUUCAUCUUCCACCAGAAAAAAAAAUAUCAGGGUUGUUCCGCUAAGCAUCCGUAGCACGUAUCUCCAUUACAAUAGCAGUAAAUUGGAAGCAGUGACAGGUGUGUGCCAUGACAGAGUUGGGCGCCGUAGGGUACCAAACACUGUAUACCUGUUCCCAGCAGGUGAUCUGGUCUCGGAAUGAGUGUUGAAGUCUUUAUCAAAAGCUAGAGUCAAAUAGCAUAAAGGCAUGAGUGAUUUUGGCAUCUGAUUUGUCAGCGGGUUAUUUCAAUCUUUGUGCAAUCUUCUCUUAGUACGAAAAA